Messenger RNA from Rotaria sordida, 525 nucleotides. The record is from the annotation of a GenBank genome assembly. NCBI's taxonomy places the organism in Eukaryota, Metazoa, Rotifera, Eurotatoria, Philodinida, Philodinidae.
AUGCCAACACAAGGAAAAAGCAGCAAAAUGCUGCAACAUAUUAAUUAUCGUAUGCGAUGUACAUUACAAGAUGGCCGUCAACUUGUUGGAACAUUUAAAGCAUUCGAUAAACAUAUGAAUCUUAUUCUAGCUGAUUGUGAAGAAUUUCGUAAAGUACGAAGUAAAACUGAUAAAGCCGAACGUGAAGAACAACGACCAUUAGGUUUAAUUUUAUUACGUGGUGAACAUCUUGUUUCAAUGACAGUCGAAGGACCACCACCAAAAGAGGAAGUCGGUAUUGCUCGAGUGCCAACCAGUGCAGCAGCAGCAGUAGCAGCACAAGGUGCUGGUCGUGCAGCCGGGCGUGGUGUCAUACCACCAGUACCAGGUGCACCUAGUUUUGCUGCUCCUGGUCUUCAAGGACCUGUACGUGGUAUUGGUGGACCUGGUUUCAAUCAAAUGGCACCUCCUGGACGUGGUAUGCCAGUUGGAAUGAGAAUGCCACCAAUUCCACCUCCAAUGGGAACACGUCCACCAGGAAUGUAA